AGGAAGUUUCAUUUCACCAAUGGUCAACUUUCUGUGAUCUCCUCUAUAUCAAGAGACCAACUCUUGAAGCUCAGCAGAAGCAAUUAAUUAAGAAGAGUCAUGUAUGUUACGAGGCCUCUUUGGUUGUGUAAGAAAAAAGCUAGUACUCUUUCAGACACUUCAACUCAAGAAAAUCCGAAUUCAGGUUGUCUUGUGGUUUCAUCAAAUCAUGAAGAAUUAGAGAAAGUUAUCGAAAUAUGUCCGGGGAAUACCCGCAAGGCUAACCAACAUGACAAGCUUCCUUUUAUUCAAAAUUAUUUUACGGAUAUCGUUUAUUCUGGGGGAGAUUAUGAUGAUUUUGGUGGUCCAGUCAAAAGCCAUAUUGUUGUGUGGUUCAUACCUGUUGUUGAUCAACCUCCGUUUUCGAAUCGAUAUUAUGCCAUAGUUCCUUCCGGAAAAUACAAAGGGCAAGCAUGGACAUGUGCUAGAAAGGAGGAAAUGGCCACUACUUGGUUCGGUAAGCGUAAGAGCCCUACCGUGCCUAGUGUUUUAGAUCACAGAAACAUAUACCAACAAAUGAAAAUCGAAUACAAAAAUGGUGGUUUUGUUGCCAAAUCCGUUGCGCCUGAUGGGGUUCCCCCUUCAUUUCUAAGAAAACCAGUAUGGAAUGUCUUCUACAACAAUUCCGAUAAUUUGAACUUUUAUGGCGAAGCUUCGGGUCUUAAUACGUCUCAACGUCUGCACUUGCCGAACCUUAAUGAUAAAAAUAUGGAUGUUGGGAAAUGGUAUUGUCCUAGCCUGUUCAUAAGAGAGGGAAAUUCGAAUGACCAUGGUGUUAUUCCCUCCUCGUUCUAUGAUAUGAGUUUGGAGCAAUACUGGGAAGAAAUUUAUCAAUCUGAAUACAACAACGACGCUUCACAAGGCCAUGGCAAUAAGAACACUGUGGUUGUGAGUCAAGUUGUAGAAAAACAAUCGUUUAUGUUGUUUGGGGAGAAAGCUGCGGAAGACGAAACAAAUGGUGGAGUUGGAAGUGGUGAUGAUGCUGAUAAGUUUGUAUGGUUUGGAAAUGCUGAAGGAAAAAGUGUCGGGUUGAGUGUGGAGGUGAUUGCAAAAAUGAAACGCAUUCAAGAAUUAGGAGGAUGGAGUGGAGACGGAGAUAGCGCAGCAAGAGUUACGAAAGUGGAGAAGUUCGACGGUGGAGAAGGAAGCCGCGGAUGGAAAAGAUUUGGUUGUUUCGUGUUGGUGGAAAGGUUUGCACUGCGAAGAAUGGAUGGAACACUGGUUUUAACUUGUGACUAUAAACACCUUAACCGAAUUCAGUGCAAAUGGGAAUUGAAUGAAUGAAUUUGCUCCAGAAAUUAAGAGCGCACUGCCCACCAUUCAGGAGUCUUCAGGUGGGAUCUCGACUUGCUGAUCUUGUUGGAACCAAAAAAAUUUGUGCAACUUCUUUAAUAAAUUGUGUGUAUUUCUAAGUAAGAGUGCAUUUAUUUUUGAUUUGUUUGGGGAUGUCUAUUGCUUCGUAAUAUUAAAAUAUAGAU
Molecule: messenger RNA, 1517 nt
Organism: Papaver somniferum (opium poppy)
Lineage: Eukaryota; Viridiplantae; Streptophyta; Magnoliopsida; Ranunculales; Papaveraceae
Exons: 2
Coding region: 100-1323 (407 amino acids)
Source: RefSeq, a predicted model, not a curated record